Messenger RNA from Myiozetetes cayanensis, 629 nucleotides. Its product is annotated as chromodomain-helicase-DNA-binding protein 1-like. The transcript is spliced from 3 exons. The annotation marks the transcript as partial. The record is from RefSeq and is a predicted model, not a curated record. Lineage: Eukaryota; Metazoa; Chordata; Aves; Passeriformes; Tyrannidae.
AUGCAGGCGCGUCUCGACAUCCUCGAGGACUACCUCAUCCACAGGAGGUACCCGUGCAGGCGCAUCGACGGGCGGGUGCGGGGCAGCUCUGCGGCAGGCGGCCAUCGACCGCUCCAGCCGGCCCGACUCGGACCGCUCGUGUUCCUGCUGUGCACGAGGGCGGGCGGGCUGGGCAUCAACCUGACUGAGCCGCCCGACACCUGCAUCAUCUUUGAUUCUGAUUGGAACCCACAGAAUGAUCUACAGGUGAGUUUAGGGGGCUCCCAGGGGGUUUGGGGUCUCUGCAUCAUCUUCGACUCGGACCGCUUCGUGUUCCUGCUGUGCACGAGGGCGGGCGGGCUGGGCAUCAACCUGACGGCUGCCGACACCUGCAUCAUCUUUGAUUCUGACUGGAACCCUCAGAACGAUUUACAGGCGCAGGCGCGGUGCCACCGCAUCGGGCAGAGCAAGGCGGUGAAGGUUUACCGGCUCAUCACCCGCAACUCGUACGAGCGCGAGAUGUUCGACAAGGCCAGCCUGAAGCUGGGCCUGGACAAGGCCGUGCUGCAGUCCAUGAGCGGCCGCGAGGGCAGCAUCGCCGGGGUGAGCCGCGCUGGGGGUGGGACGGACCCAGAUGGGUCCCCACUUGG